Ostreobium quekettii is the source of this 339-nucleotide messenger RNA. NCBI's taxonomy places the organism in Eukaryota, Viridiplantae, Chlorophyta, Ulvophyceae, Bryopsidales, Ostreobiaceae. The record is from the annotation of a GenBank genome assembly.
AUGCUGCGUUGUGGUGUACCCGGGGCGGUUCGAGGAUUUGGCUGGGGCUUGGAGACUGCGGGCGGGGGGCGAUUUGAAAAGAGCAGGCCUCCUUUGAGGGAAAUCUUCUAUGGGAGAAUAAUGGGAAUGGUGGUGGUGGAAGUGCUGUGCGCCGGUGGCGGCGUCGCUACUUUUGGGUUGUUUUCAUUUGCUGGAGUACUGUACUCCGUUGAAUUCGAUGGAAUUUUUGUUCCGACUUCCAGCGUCGCGGCUUGCAUAGAUGGCGGCUGGGGCGUGGGUGGUUUCCGGCCGUGGAUGACAAAGCAGCGGGCGGUUUCAUUGACAGGGCCCCCUUGUUGA